AUGAACAGCGUGGGCGAGGCUUGCACCGAGCUGAAGCGUGAGUACGACCAGUGCUUCAACCGCUGGUUCGCCGAGAAAUUCCUCAAAGGCGAGAGCUCCGGGGACCCCUGCGGGCAGCUCUUCAAGCGCUACCAGAUCUGCGUGCAGAAAGCAAUCAAGGAAAAGGACAUACCCAUUGAAGGCCUGGAGUUUAUGGGCCCAAACAAAGGAAAAACUGAAAACUCCUCUUGACCUCACCUGGAUGGAUGGAGUCACUAAUUUGGGCCUUUGGACUAAAUGACAUCAGCAGGCAUGCAGCUGUAUGCAACCCAGAUCAAACCUUUUUUAAGCUGCUUUCUGGGAAGCAAGUAGUCUCUGCUUGUAAAAACAAUUGGCCACCAUAAAACAAAACAAACAAAAAAAAGGUAGGGGGGUGGGGAAAGGACAAAAGGAAAUGUGGAUCAUGUGGUAGUCCUGCCUCAUUUAUGGUGAAUUUUGGUGGUGGUUCAGCAUCUAAUUGUGUGAAAAGCCAUUUGAACUAACUUCCUGUUGAAUGUAUUCUGUAAUGGGAGAAUGCUUACUAGACUGGGCUGACACAGUAGUUGCUUUGUGACUGAUUUUUCUUGCUUAUUUAUAUAGCACUUGAAACUGUUAAAAAGGCUAUGAAGGAGGUUGAUUUACGUUGUCUUUUCUCUAUGCUGCUGAAUUUUGGUGGAAGUUUGCUUUAUAUGAUACUGAAUACUGAGGGGCUAAAACACUUUGUAUUGGAGCAGAAGUGGUGUAAAAGCACUCUAUUGGACCUGCAGUAACUCAGCUGAAAUAAAUAUAACUUCUAUUUUGUUCA
This is a messenger RNA of Indicator indicator, 823 nucleotides long. It is a transcript of the gene TRIAP1, whose product is annotated as TP53 regulated inhibitor of apoptosis 1. The record is from RefSeq and is a predicted model, not a curated record. The transcript has 2 exons. The coding region runs from base 1 to 231 and encodes 76 amino acids. NCBI's taxonomy places the organism in Eukaryota, Metazoa, Chordata, Aves, Piciformes, Indicatoridae.